UUUCUAUUCGAUUUUUCAAUUGUUGCUGCACUAUGUCUGUGGUGCUGAUCACUCUCUACUGGUGACGGCCUCUCCCUGGUCAGAUGCCCAACUUGGCCCUUCAUGCCCUCUCAGUUCCCAUCCUGGUCUUUCCCUCUACACCAUCCCCCACCCCUUACAAGCGCCGUCACGGAUGCCCAGUCUGGAGUAACAGAGGCAGCUACCAGCGGAGCCUUGCAUGGAGCAGGGGGCAUACCCAUCUUGGCUGAUGAGAGUCUACAUCAGCCACUGGACAUCUGUGAAGUAGUCACUCUCCCUAAGUCUGAUCUACUCUGCAAUUUUCAGCAAAACCUGGAGAUGGAACUACCACGUAGGUCUCCUUGAAGUCCUAGAGAAAAAGGCAAGAGCAAGGUUAGCGUUUCUGCUGCGUGGGGUGAGCUAUGGCCAGCAACGUCACCAACAAGACAGAUCCCCGUUCCCUAAAUUCCCGCGUCUUCAUCGGAAACCUCAAUACCCUCGUGGUCAAGAAAUCCGAUGUGGAAGCCAUCUUCUCCAAGUACGGCAAGAUUGUGGGUUGCUCCGUGCACAAGGGCUUUGCCUUUGUGCAGUAUGUGAAUGAGCGCAACGCCCGCUCUGCAGUAGCGGGAGAGGAUGGCAGGAUGAUAGCCGGCCAGGUCCUUGAUAUUAAUCUGGCUGCGGAGCCGAAGUUGAACCGGGGUAAAGCUGGGGUGAAGAGAUCGGCCACAGAGAUGUACGGGUCAGUAGCCGCACCACCUUCUCCGUCCCCUCUAGUCAGGUCUUCGUUUGACCUUGAUUAUGACUUCCAGCGCGACUAUUAUGACAGGAUGUACAGCUACCAAGCACGCGUGCCCCCUCCGCCCCCCAUUGCCAGGGCGGUGGUCCCUUCCAAACGCCAACGGGUUUCUGGCAAUACCUCUCGUAGAGGAAAGAGCGGAUUCAAUUCGAAGAGCGGGCAGCGGGGAUCGUCCUCCAAAUCUGGGAAAUUAAAAGGCGAUGACUUGCAAGCCAUUAAGAAGGAAUUGACCCAGAUUAAGCUGAAAGUGGAUUCUCUGCUGGAAAGCCUUGAGAAGAUAGAGAAGGAUCAAAAACUGAAGAACGACAAGUCGGAGGAAGAGCAAAGCAGCAGCUCGACUAAGAAAGAAGAGAGCAAUGUGAAGCUGGAGUCUGAGGCUGGGGCCGACGACUCUGCCGAGGAAGGGGACCUGCUGGACGACGACGACAACGAAGACCGGGGAGACGACCAGUUGGAGUCCAUCAAGGGCGACGACAAGGAGCCGGAAGAAGGGGAAGACGACAGAGACAGUGCCAAUGGCGAAGACGACUCCUAAGAACCCCCCCGGCAUAGCUCUCCUUCUCUGCUCCUUGGCCCCACGCGGCGUUCUUCUGAUUGAAAUGCCCCCUCCCCCUGUCUCCUCUCCCCCCCAUUUGCUGGCUGCUUCCUCACUGCCCUCCUUCCCUCUCGCAGCCCUGUGUGUUUUGCGGAUGUCGUGUCUUCUGUUGCAUCUGCCCUCCUCCUCCUCCUCCUCCUUCCCGCCUCCUUCCUUUCAUCGGCUCCUCUAGUUCCGUUCCAUCCCUUGUAAUUUUUUCCUCU
Messenger RNA from Protobothrops mucrosquamatus (brown spotted pit viper), 1591 nucleotides. RefSeq names its product heterogeneous nuclear ribonucleoproteins C1/C2. Gene Ontology annotation, molecular function: RNA binding. Bases 420 to 1328 code for a protein of 302 amino acids. The record is from RefSeq and is a predicted model, not a curated record. The transcript is spliced from 9 exons. Gene Ontology annotation, cellular component: nucleus. Lineage: Eukaryota; Metazoa; Chordata; Lepidosauria; Squamata; Viperidae.